GCGGGGACGAGAGCGCGGCCGGGGCGGGCCCGGGGCUGCCUCCUGCGCCGCAGCCCUCUCCCGGCGGCCAGGAGCAGGUCAUGAGAUCCAUGCGCGUCCUCGGGCCGCUCGUCCUGCGGUGCCGCGGGGCAGCUCCGGAGCCGCUCCAGAAGGCCCCGCGCCUGCUCCGGGCCUCGGGUCAGAGGCCUCCGCCGGGCUGGAGGCCGUUCAGCGCCUCGCAGGUGUCCUGCAAGCUGCCAGGUGGCGACCCGAGAGAGAGCGGUGCUGGCAGCUGCGCUGGAGCUGUUGGGGCGGAGGAGGAGGAGGAGGAUGAUGAUGACGAAGGCGUGGAGUUCGGGACGCUGUCUAAUAAAUUCUCUUCCAGAAAGUAUUAUCACAAAACCACCUCGCGCUUCCAUAACUUAAGGCUUCAAGGAGACAGAGAGGAGGAACCGGAAAGAAAACCUCGGUACCGACCUAAGAACACACCGUACUGGUACUUCUUAAAAUGCAAGGCCCUCAUCAAAGAAGACAAGCUGGCAGAGGCUCUGGAGCUGUUUGAGGUGCAGAUGCUGAAGGAGGAGCGUGUGCAGCCAGAAGAAAGCAAUUACACAGUUCUGAUUGGUGGCUGUGGCAGAGUUGGCUACGUGAAAAAGGCUUUCAGACUCUAUAAUGAUAUGAAAAAACGAGGCUUGACUCCCACUGAGGCCACAUACACGGCCCUGUUCAAUGCCUGUGCUGAGUCGCCAUGGAAGGACUCUGGGCUGCAGAGUGCCCUCAAACUGCACCAGCAGCUGAAGAGCAAGAACGAGGAGCUGAACCUGAUCACUUACCAUGCACUGCUGAAGGUCUGCGCCCUGUGCUCGGAUCUCAGGAUGUGCUUUGAUGUACUGAAGGAAAUCGUGCACAAGGGCCAUGUUCCUACAGCUGAGACCUUCAGCUUCCUCCUCAUGGGCUGCAUAAAGGACAGAGAAAAUGGUUUCCGAUACGCCCUGCAGGUCUGGAAACAAAUGACUGCACUUGGAAUAAAAGCUAACAGCCACUCUUACAAUUUGCUGUUGCGUGCUGCCAGAGACUGUGGGAUAGGAGAUCCUGUUGUGGCCUCCAAGCUCCUGCUAAGCCCCACUGCUGAGAACUCAGCUCAGCUAAGGCUUGCACCUGGGAGACAGAGGGAAAAGGGGAAAAGUCAGAGGAGGAAGGGAGCAGAGCUUGCAGCUGCUGUCCAGGUGGAUGUGGAAGCCAUGGAAAAGCAAUUAUUUCAGGAGAGCUCGGUGCAACCUGAAGAACAGAUCUGGCCACAAACCAAAGAUGUGACUCAGGCUGGAACAGAACAGGCUGCCCUGGACUGCCCCGGUGUAGCUGACAGCAGGACUGGAGCUUUGAUGAGGACAGGCCAGAACAAGAUGGAGCAGGCAGAAGCAGACGUAAGCCAGAAGCUGCCCUUCUGCAACCUGCCCAACUUGCUGCAUCCCAGGAUGCCCAACCCAGCCAUGGUUUCUUUGGGGACAGUGGCCACACCCUCUGAUCGACUGGCUUUGAUGGGGGAUGUGGAAGGCUUCUUGAAUAAGAUGAAAGAGGACAAUGCAGAACCUAACAUCAAAACGUUUACCUUACUGGCUGAACUGGUGGAACCCCAAAGCCCCUCGGAAUCCUCGUUGCUGGCAAGCUUAGAUAAGCAUAAAGUGAAAGCAGAUGUUACCUUCUUUAAUACUUUAAUAAGGAAGAAAAGUAAACAGGGAGACCUGGAAGGAGCAAAGAGCAUGUUACCAGCUUUAGUGAAGAAGGGACUAUCUCCCAACCUCCAUACCUUCUGUAAUUUGGCCAUUGCCUGCCACCAAGAGAAGGAUGGGCUGCAAUUACUCUCAGAUUUGAAGAGCUCUGGUGUCAUGCCCAACAAACACAUCUACAGCACCCUCAUUGCUGCUGCUGUGAAGCAGCUGAAUUACAGUUACCUCACAGAGAUCCUCCGAGACAUGCAGAGAAACCAAGUGCCUCCCAAUGAAGUUAUCAUACGCCAGCUUGAGUUUGCAGCACAGUACCCUCCAAAAUUUGACAGGUACAAGUCCAAGAACCCUUACCUGGAGAAAAUUGAUGGUUUCCGGGGCUACUACUAUCAGUGGCUAAAAUUCAUGGAAGGAGAAGAGACUCCACACCCCUGGGCAAAAUACCGGACAACCCCACGGGCGGCAGGUGAGGAAGAGGCUGGGCAGAAGUAGCAGCAAGCAGGACCCGCAGGCCUGCAUCUUCCUUGUGCUGGAAGAACUUGGAACUUUCUCUCAAACUCUGCUGUAGUAAAGCUGCUUUGUCUUGUGUGAACCUAAGUUCUUGUGGUACAUAAUAAAAUAAUUGUCCUUUGAUGUGAAGCAAA
Messenger RNA from Pogoniulus pusillus (Red-fronted tinkerbird), 2347 nucleotides. It is a transcript of the gene PTCD1, whose product is annotated as pentatricopeptide repeat domain 1. Gene Ontology annotation, molecular function: protein binding; tRNA binding. The record is from RefSeq and is a predicted model, not a curated record. Lineage: Eukaryota; Metazoa; Chordata; Aves; Piciformes; Lybiidae. The transcript has 8 exons. Gene Ontology annotation, cellular component: mitochondrial matrix. The coding region runs from base 81 to 2195 and encodes 704 amino acids. Gene Ontology annotation, biological process: tRNA 3'-end processing.